Messenger RNA from Oryza sativa Japonica Group (Japanese rice), 1285 nucleotides. RefSeq names its product protein VACUOLELESS GAMETOPHYTES. NCBI's taxonomy places the organism in Eukaryota, Viridiplantae, Streptophyta, Magnoliopsida, Poales, Poaceae. The record is from RefSeq and is a predicted model, not a curated record.
GCGCCUAGAGGCACGCCGAAGCCAGACAGGCAGACACUAACCGUGGAGUAGUCUGAUCGAUCUAUAGAAAUACUAAGUAGUAGAACACAGUACUGUAGCCAAAAACUAGGCCAAGAGAGAGAUUGGGCGUUCUGAGCGUAGCCAAAGACAUGGCAACUGAUGCCCACAUAACACACUUCGCCCAUCCACAACACCGCCUUCUCAAGACCCCGUACAGCAGCGCCUCGCGCCAUGUCUGCGACAUCUGCGAAGCCAAGCUCUCCGGCCUCGUCGGCUACCGCUGCAACGCCUGCGACUUCGACAUCCAUGAGGCGUGCGCCGACUACUUCAAGGAGACCAUCUCCUUCUUCGCCCACCCGUGGCACACCCUCACGCUCUGCCGCAUGCCUCCUGAGAAUAAAGGAUGGGUAUGUGACCUCUGCAUGGAGCAUUGUCCCCCAGGAAAUUUCGUGUACCGCUGCAUCCAGUGCAAGUUCGACGUGCACCCCCUGUGCACGUUGCUCCCUCAGACGAUCCGCAGCCCGCUUCACCCACACCACGACCUCAACAUGGUACCUUCUUCAGGGCACUGCAAUGCUUGCCCUGAACGUUUGCCCGUGUGGCACUACAUCUGUGGCCCUUGUACGUCUCCGUCUUAUCGGCUACAUAUCGGGUGCGUCUCUGGCGCGCCAAGCGGUGUCGGUCAGGGUAGCGGCAGCACCACCAACCAGAACAACAGUAGCAGCCGUGGCCAGGGCACCGGCAACACCAGCAGCGGUGCCAACCAAACUACCAGUGAUGCUCGGAACACUACUGCUGUUGUUGAGCGGAGCCGCAGCACUAGCGUCAGCAAGUUUCUCCUCAAGAAAAGCUUCAUGAUAGCGAUUGACCUAGCAACCGGCGGGCUGGCAUCGCCGGUGCUCGACGUCCUUCAAGCGGUCCUCGAUUAAUUGCCACGUCGAUGAUCACCAGGCCUGUUUGGGUCAUAUAUGUAUGUGUGUGCGAUCACCUGUCGUUUCAAUUCCGUUUUGAACUUUCUUUUCCUCCAAUAAUGUGUAGUAACCCGUUGUUCGAUCCACCGGGGUUAUAGGCUAAGUCAAGUCAACCGUAUAUGCUCAUCGAAUCGAUCGGCAAGUCUGUUAGUAUAUCUUCUUCGUGAAUUGGGAUCGCAUGCAGUUUGUAUAUGGACUGCAAGUUAAGCUACUGCAAGCAAAAGGAGCCAUCUAUUUUGUUGAUGAACGGACUAGAUCCUUAGCUACAGUGAAUGUAAAAGCAGUACUAAACAAUGUUGCUACAGUUAUCUACA